GUAAAUGAGGAUAAAUGCGGAUAGAUAUGAGUCAUGCUCCUGCAGGGGUGUGACCACGUUUCCUGUCAUUCACACAGGAACCGACAGGAACAACCCAGAGCCUGGCGUCCAUUUAACACACUGUAGGACGCUUCAAGACCUCCACCGAAAGUAUUGAAGUGAAGUCGUCUGAGUGGAAAUAAGAUUAAUGGGUAAAACCAUGUGGGUGACACCGAGCUCCAGUCUGAUCCUCCUCCUCCUCACAUGUCUGGUGAAGUUCGGAGAAAUUCGAGCACAAUGCGUGAGACCCGUUGUUGGGGAAAACAGGGUUCUUGCUGAUGAUUCAGGCCAAACGAGUUUCCCUGAAGGAUCAUCAGUAAAAUUCAAAUGCGGCACUGGUUAUCAGCCUGCAGAUCCAACAGCUUCCCGGACAAUCACGUGCAGUGGACAACAGUGGACCACACUAGAUCUUCAGUGCAAAAAAAAGUCCUGUGGAAGUCCAGGAGAGUUGUCCAAUGGAAGGUAUCUAACUCCAGAUGGAAUUCUGUUUGGUGCAACAGCCACUGCACAGUGUAACCCAGGAUUUGUGGUUUCUGGAACUAAAAUGAGAAAUUGUGUUGAUGCUGGUUGGGAUGGGAGACCUGCGGAAUGUGAAGUGAUAAAAUGUUUACCACCAGCCCAAAUAGACCACGGAACUUAUGAGCCUUUGGAAGAUCAUUAUGAUUAUCUUAGUGUAGUCACUUACACUUGUAAUCACCCUUAUAGUCUUGAUGGACCACAAACAAUAAGCUGUUCUGAUGAUGCAACAUUUCAACCUUCUCCUCCUCGGUGUGUGGAUAUCAAGUGUGAUGCACCUAAAAUAGAUAAUGCUAUUAGAAUCGAAGGCAAAGCACCACCCUACACUGGUGGAAAUUUUGUCAAUUACCAGUGUAAUAAGGGCUACAAAAUGAAGGGCACGGGUUAUUUGGUUUGUGGCAAAAAUGGAUGGAAUCCUCCUCCUCCAGUGUGCGUAUCAAGUCCAGGUCCAGGUCCAGGUCCAGAUCCAAGUCCAGGUCCAGGUCCAGGUCCAAGUCCAGGUCCAGGUCCAGAGAAAGGAAAUGGUCUUGCGAUUGGGCUUGGGGUUGCCGCUGGACUUGUGGUAUUGAUAACAGUUAUUGUGUGCUGCGUGAAGAAAAGCUCUGGCUGGGGAAAGGUGCCCACUAGAAACGAAGCUUAACGCCAUCACUGUCCUGAAUGGGCUCCCAGUAAAGCACUAUUUGACUGAUCCAAAUCCUUGGUGUUCACCUGCUUUCUAUUGGUCUUUGUUUCUCGAGGGAGCAGAUUGACAUGUAGGAAGGAACAGAGCUCCUGUUUUUGUCAUUUAUUCUUGGAGACUAGCAAAUGUGUGCUUUGGUCUUAAGACAGAGGUUCUCAACUAUUAUAACCUAGUGUGUGUGUGUGUGUGUGUGUGUGCGUGUGUGUGUAUACUAAAACCUAUACAUUGCACAUUUUUCCAGAAUUUGGUGAGGAUGGCAGGGACAGAGAUUAUGUGGUCACUACAAAUUUGCAGACUGUAACAAUAUAAUAUAUUAUAAUAAGGUAAUAAUUGAAGAUGACUUAAUAUUACUUGCACUGAUUCAUUAUAUAGGUUCUGCAAGCUUGCAUCUCAGUGCCCUCAUGGCUUCAUUUAGCUUUCCCCAAGAAUGGAAAGUGUAAAACUCUCACAGCUCUUUGUUUGUGGCCUAAUGGUUGGGAACCUUUGUUUCAAAAUGUCUUAUUAGUUGAAGUUAGAAUUAUUAAAAAAAAAAAAAAAAAAAAAAAAAAGGAGCAUGAUGCAUUUUGUGCUCUUAACUAACGUUUUUCUUCUCUACAAAUUUGAUCAAACAAAAUUACUAUACAAACUGAUUUGUGUUCAUAUAAAAUAGAAUCCAAAUUAAUGCAAAUUUUAAGUUCUGUCCUGAUCACUGCUUUGCAUAUAAUAUCCAUUUGCUGGAAUCAACAGCUAAUCAUGCAAACUGGCAAUCUAGGCUCUGUUCCUGUUUAUCCUGAGAGAAUCCUUACCUUUUGCCUUGUGUUCUAAGUAACAGAAGAAACAAGGAAACGACAGAUACAUUUUAUUAACCGGAAUAUCCUGAUCGGUCGCUUUCACCUUCACACAUGUUCACAAAAUCCACUUACACAUAAAAAAAUAUAUACCACUGUUAAUUUGGAGCACAUGCCGUAUAACUUGUGCCUGCUGCUUAGAAACUACGCACGAGAGUGGUUUUUUUUUUUUUUUUGUGCCAUGUUGAACCACAGCGUGGUUGAAUUCUGCUAAAUAAAAUAAUUUUAACGAAACAACUUGCUACUUAGCAAGCAAGCUCCCUGACUAUAAUUUAGUAGUCUUUAUUUAAUUUUUUAUAAUAUUUAUAAGAUUAAGGACAGCGUUGGAGAAUUGACUGUUACCAGAAAAUACAUGUAAAAAUAAGGUAAAGGUUUGUGAUGUUAAUAUAACAGGAACAGCUGUGUAUAUAUUUUCCUGCCUCGGCUGAAAGAAUUUUUCUUUUUCAUGCUGUACCCAAUUGAAAUUUUUAAGCUUACCAUUAAAUCCUAGCAUAUAGUUUCUAUAAGUAAUCUAAAUUGUGUUUUUUUUGGUGGGUUUUUUUCCCCCAGUGUGUGCAGUUAUUAUAGUUUGUGAUCCUACUGUUUGUUGAUUAACUUGUUUGAUUAGUUUGUUUGUAACUUUUUCAGAAUGAGUGUCUUUUUAGACAGAAUGCUUUAAUCCUUCUGGAAUGGAUUCCAUGCUAGUUUGAAAUACAGUCUCACUGUAAGGGGGAGGUGAAAAAACUCACUAUGAAAUUUGAUACCUUUUUUUUUUUUUUUUUUCUUUGUCAGUGACUGAAAAGCAUAGCUGUGCGAUGUGAAAUUAAAUAUACAGUAUUACCUGCUAUAUAGAAAAUGAUCCUGUUAUGUUAGUGAGAAAAAAGAAUCAGCUGAGAAUAAAAAAACACAAUAUGAAAAGUGAAUAAUUCCUGCAUUGCACUUGUUGUCUAAUCGCAGUGUGGUGGUUAUAAUCAAAAAGGCCCUCUAUUGCUUCUUUUUGGUUUCAAUGAUAAAAAAAAUUUUCUCCACCCGUGAGAUUGUAUUUCUCUGAGGAAUCUAAAGAAUGAGUCCAUUUUUACACUCUAUAAUACAUGCUGUGUCAAAGUUUUCAUGGUAUAGUUAGAAGUCUGCUUGGGCUAUGUGUAAGGCUGUUGUAAUACCCAAAAACGUUUGCUUAGUUCAAAUUAUUCUUUCCAAAAAGUUUAUACGGAUAUUGAGCCACAUCUGCAUUAUAACAUGUGUGAGCAUGUCAUCACUACACAAUAAAGUGGAUGUCCUUUGCUUUGUA
This is a messenger RNA of Silurus meridionalis, 3328 nucleotides long. RefSeq names its product membrane cofactor protein-like. The transcript has 13 exons. The coding region runs from base 188 to 1195 and encodes 335 amino acids. The record is from RefSeq and is a predicted model, not a curated record. NCBI's taxonomy places the organism in Eukaryota, Metazoa, Chordata, Actinopteri, Siluriformes, Siluridae.